UUUUUGUACAAGUAGUUUAUUUUAUUUUAACUAGCAGCAGCAAAAUAAGAAUAAUCACGAGAUAUUAAUAUUAAAUUUGCCCGGAUCGAGGGGGGGAGGGGGACGAAUAUAGAAGGUUUUAUUAUGGGGAAAGGGAAGGGCUUAGUAAAGAGAACGAUCAUGAUCUGUUAAGAAGGACGAGCUUAUUUACCAAGAAGAAAGAAUGACAGAUCAAGGCUUUUUUUUUUUUCCUUAGAAGGGAUGUAAUUGGUUUAAAAGGGUCCAUGUUUGUUUCUUGCAUUUGCAAUUUUUUUUCUCUUUUUUUUACAAGUACUUUAAUUAAAUACAUAAAUAUAUACAUGUAUAUACUCCCUCUUCUUAGUUAUGUUAAUCACUUCUUUUCUUUUACUCUGUGUGUUAUGGCAAUAUUGCUAUUAGUCAUCAUUUGUGUUUCAAUAGUUAUUAAUUGUGCGUAGACGAUACAUUGCACACAUUAUAAAAAUACAUUCAAUACACUUUCUUUUAAAAAAAAACAAUAAACAAAAUUCCCCCUUUUCUUCUUCUUCUUCUUUUUCAUUAAUAAAGAUACAAGUUCAUAGAGAAGGAGUACACUUUAGUUUCGUUCUCC
Messenger RNA from Cokeromyces recurvatus, 607 nucleotides. RefSeq lists its product as uncharacterized. The transcript is spliced from 2 exons. The coding region runs from base 264 to 455 and encodes 63 amino acids. The record is from RefSeq and is a predicted model, not a curated record. NCBI's taxonomy places the organism in Eukaryota, Fungi, Mucoromycota, Mucoromycetes, Mucorales, Mucoraceae.